Molecule: messenger RNA, 2516 nt
Organism: Acanthochromis polyacanthus (spiny chromis)
Lineage: Eukaryota; Metazoa; Chordata; Actinopteri; Pomacentridae
Gene: gtse1
Product: G-2 and S-phase expressed 1
Exons: 12
Coding region: 57-1892 (611 amino acids)
Cellular component (GO): microtubule cytoskeleton; cytoplasmic microtubule
Molecular function (GO): microtubule binding
Source: RefSeq, a predicted model, not a curated record
GUUUGUGGGGCUGUUCGUUUUCAUGUUGCGCUUUGAAUGCGGAGCAGAAAAUAUUUAUGAGUUUUAGAGGAACUACAGAGGGAAGAACAAACAGCGGGAUGGACAGUCGAGCUAACAGCGAUGUGUUCUUUCUGCUUGAUGAGAAAUUUGACUUCGAUGUUUCAAUGUCACCUGCCAGCUCCAUCGACGAUGAUGAUGAAGACGAGGUGUUUGUGGGUCCUGUCAGCCAUAAUGAGAAGUGUGUCAGUGCUGGUGUGGUGUCUCGGCUCCAGGAUGGCAGCGACGGUGUGCGGGUGAGCUGGAGCCCGCUGAGUGGAGAUCAGCUGGAGGCAGUGUGUCAGGAAGCCACCAGACUAGCCAACCAGCUACAGAGUGGCGAGUCUCACAGCGAGGACGCAGACGUCACCGACAUGACCACCAACACCACGGCCGAAAGAGAAGAGUUUGUCGAGGACUCUAAGGCCAAACUGGGCAUGUUGGGUCAGACUGCCAGUGCCCUCAGCCCCAUCAAACGACAGACUUUCUCCGUGCAGGACAGUCCCAUGAAGGAGCUGCCACCUGCCAUCCAGCGCAGCCUGCUUAGAGGCAACUCAUCCACCCGCCCUUCUGCUCCAACAUUGUCCACCCGCCCUUCUGCUCCAACAACAUCAUCCACCCGCCCCACAACCAGACUCAGCACUUCCAGCCCUGUGGUUGGAUCCAAGGCCCCGUCCAGGAUGUCACUGCGAGGAAAAGCUGCCCUGGGCGUUGCUGUUGUGCUGCCAAGCAAGCCAGCUGCUCCAACAACUUCCUGUUCAGCCAGCAAGAGCAAGGUGGAAAAAACUAGACUGCAACUACCAAGAAAAGUGGUAGGGGGUUUGAGACAGAGCCCGUCCUCUCGUCUCUCCAGCAGAGCAGAAUCGAAUGAGGAUCUGCUCUCUGAUUCAGCGAGUGUGGCCUCUGACAUCAGCGACUCCUCCCUCAACUCCAGCCUUCUGGGAAAACGCACACUGGCUCCACCCACCAAGAGUGUUGGAGUGAGGAACCUGUCGGGUGUGAAAGCUCCGCCCCUUCAGAGCAGAAGAGUGACAGACAGAAAGAACACGUCCUCAUCUUCAUCCUCUGUGUCCAGCUUUAACUCCAGCAUGUCGCUAUCCCCCGCUAAAGGCAAACUGAACUCUUCUCUGAACCGGAGUCUGAGCAGCUCCACUGGCCUCGCCCCCAGCAGCGUCAGCAGACCUCGCCGCUCCACCGUCUACACAGCUGCAGAGCCUGCGACCUCCACCGCUGGCCGCCGCUCGCUUUCGACUCAAGCCAAGAAGCUUUCCGAGACGGAGCGUGUCAAAGCUGCCAGAGCCACACCGCGAAAGAGAGCUGAGGCCACGCCCCUCCAGUCAGUACCCGCCAAGAGACUUUUAGAGAAGACCUCCUCCACCACCUCCUCAGGCCGGCCACAGAGCGGAUUGAAGCCCAAAUCUAAACCUGAGGCUCUGGUCCCUCCAACACCCAGCACAGGAGGAAAAGGAGCCCACCUGGCAGAUGACGUCUCCAAGGGGUUGAAACCAAAGCGGCUGAUGUCUACUAGCAGCGUGGAUAGUCUUCCUCAGAAGGUAUCUGCUGGGUCUCUGACACCCUCUACCAGCAGCAGCAAGCCACUGCAAUUGAAGGCACGCCGCCCCUCUGCCCUCCCCACCCCAGUGAAGCGCAGGAUGUCUGCCCUCCCUGCCCUCACGCCCACCAACCAAACCCGGACUGUAAGGCCACCAGCCAUCUCGAACUCUGACUCUGCCCCAACCUCAGCUAGGAAACAGCACAGCUGCAGCCCGCUCCCCACAGACACACAGGAGGAGGAGCUCGCUGAGGCGCUCCACAUCCAGCCCUUCUGUCUGGAGGAGGAGGAGGUGAGGAGGUGAAGGAGGAGGACCUUCUUACUCCACCAUCAAACACUCAACAGCUCGACCAAUCGGAGAGCACAGAUCCUGAAGCACUGAGUCAGGAUGAGUCAGUGCCCAGCAGAAACCUGAUGGAACUGGAGACCACAGAGGAGAGCAACAGCAAGACACAGGAGGUUCUUUUGCUGGAUCUUCCACCUCCAACUCUGCACCCUCAAGAGAAACUGCUCAUCGAUUUGACCAACACACCCGACCUGAUCCGGACCAGUAGUAAGACCUGCACCACAACUCAGCUGAUUGACUUGAGCUCUCCACUUAUCAAGUGGAGUCCAGAUGACAAAAGGGAGAACGCUCCGCUCAUCAACCUGUCCUUCUGAUCUGCAUCCUGCUGAAGCCCUUCAUCUCUGCAGUUAACUAGACUGAGUAUUUGUAUGUCUUCAGAAAUUCCAAUAGUAAUCAUAUCCUUGAUUGAUCUAGAGUUUUGUCAGUGAAGUGUUUACUGAAGCUGGGUAUUGUGUUUUAAAUGGUGAAAACAUUCUGAGCUUGCUGAAAUGUUUUGGCAUAUGAUUAUACUUUUAUUUGUGUCCAUUGCUGCUGUUAAUUAAUGUUGGAAUAAAUGUUCUUAAUGUCACUACUGUAAACGUU